AUGGUGCUGCUGCUGCUGGUAGCCAUCCCGCUACUGGUGCACAGUUCUCGCGGACCAACACACUAUGAGAUGCUGGGUCGAUGUCGCAUGGUGUGUGACCCCCACGCACCCCGAGGCCAAGGCCCCGACGGCGCUCCCGCCUCGGCGCCUCCGUUCCCUCCAGGUGCCAAGGGAGAGGUGGGUCGGCGAGGGAAGGCGGGCCUACGCGGACCACCAGGACCCCCAGGUCCCAGAGGGCCCCCUGGAGAGCCAGGCAGGCCAGGACCCCCGGGUCCUCCUGGUCCAGGCCCUGGAGGGGCAGCGCCCCCUGCGGGUUAUGUACCCCGAAUUGCUUUCUACGCGGGUCUUCGGCGGCCUCACGAGGGUUAUGAAGUGUUGCGCUUUGACGACGUGGUGACCAACGUGGGCAACGCUUACGAGGCAGCCAGUGGCAAGUUCACCUGUCCCAUGCCGGGCGUCUACUUCUUCGCUUACCAUGUGCUCAUGCGCGGUGGCGACGGCACCAGCAUGUGGGCCGACUUGAUGAAGAACGGACAGGUCCGGGCCAGCGCCAUUGCUCAGGAUGCGGAUCAGAAUUACGACUAUGCCAGCAACAGCGUCAUUCUUCACCUAGAUGUGGGUGAUGAGGUCUUCAUCAAGCUGGACGGUGGGAAAGUGCAUGGCGGCAACACCAACAAGUACAGCACCUUCUCAGGCUUCAUCAUCUACCCGGACUGAACCCAGCACCUUUCCACACACGCGCAUUUGCCCGCCCUCCUUGCCCCUUUGCUCCAAUCCACACCCACCUCCAGUUAGUCAUACCCAAGGCCCCAACCUCUGAGAGCCCGCGACUCUCCGGCUCCCCAGGCUACCUAAAUGGGCGGACUCUUGGGGCUCAAGGGUUUUAAGUGACGGGGGAGUGGAAAGUUGGGAAGGUGGGAUGAAGAGAAGCCACUUAGGGCGGGACCAUCUCGCUUGUGCUCCAAUGAAACUCGGCCGGUCGUGGCCCUCCCUUCCGCCUGGAGCUGGGGAACAGCUUAACUAAAUGAUAUCAAAGACUCACAAGAAGUAAGGGAUGCACUGGCAGUUUGGGAGGGAGAGGACAGAGGAAGGAGCACAUCUAGGAGAGAGGAGACUGUCACAGGUUAGAUACCGGACCUCAGUAGCCACUUUUUUUCCGUUCCCCUCCUGCAUCUCCAUUAUUUCAGCCCCUAGCCAAGACAGCCUUCCCGUGAACUGAAGGAACCAACUACUUCCUUCCUAGUACU
Messenger RNA from Microtus ochrogaster (prairie vole), 1247 nucleotides. It is a transcript of the gene C1ql4, whose product is annotated as complement C1q like 4. Lineage: Eukaryota; Metazoa; Chordata; Mammalia; Rodentia; Cricetidae. Gene Ontology annotation, molecular function: protein binding. The record is from RefSeq and is a predicted model, not a curated record.